Molecule: messenger RNA, 351 nt
Organism: Oikopleura dioica
Lineage: Eukaryota; Metazoa; Chordata; Appendicularia; Copelata; Oikopleuridae
Source: the annotation of a GenBank genome assembly
AUGGUUGAAGGCUCGAUUCUUGAGUUGGAAAAGAUCAUAAUCGAAACAAUCGACGACGUUUUCAUCGACCUGCCGACUCGAAAUUUCGCCGAAUUCAUGAUCAUCCUCGCCCGCCGAAAAACCGGAGAAAACAAGAUCAGAGUUUUGUUCGAAGAAUACGACUCUGAUGGAAGUGGAUCUGUUCAAAAAGAAGAGAUCAAAAAGUGGCUGGAUCAACACGGAAAACCAGUUUCAAAAGCUCAAGCUGGCAAGAUUUCCGACGCAAUGGACGUUUCUGGAGACGAUAGAAUUUCGUAUGAAGAAUUUUUGACGAUGAUCGCGGCGAGACUCCUUGUUUUGAAUCUGCAAUAA